CACUAUGGAGCAGAUUAUACGUAAAUGUCGUUCAUCCUAUGAGGUUUUAAACGAAUGUUAUUUUUCAGAGGAAUAUUAUCGCUCUGGCACUCGGUGUCGGAUUCGAGAGUAUCGUUAUAUGAUCUGCUCCAAAUUCUUCCAGAGGAAUUCUAUUCAUUGAUGCAAUUCUUAUAUAGAUCAGAAGAUGAUCUCCUUGGAUUUCUGCUGGAUAUUGAAGAGGAAGAGAGAUCAUUCCGGAAGUAUUCAGAGAGAAUACGAUCAAAUAUAUCCAAUUUCCUUGAGACUGUGCCAAGCAUUGGAGAGGAAUGGGGAUCUAUAGACAUGGGAUAUAUAGACCUAAUGGAUCGAUUGGAGUUCCUUAAAAGGGAAUUCAAGCUCCUGUGUAUCAUUCUCAACUUCCGUAGCUCCAAAGAUGAACCACAUGUCGUAAAAGGAGCCCGAGAUCUGUUUCAAGUUGCUGCAAAUGAUCUCUUUCGCAUAUGAGAAUAUUUUCGUAUCCGUACCUUUGAGUUCAUCCAAGAAAGACAAGAAUGUCAUCGUAGCCGUAAGUUAUUGUCCGACUUGCAAUAUAAGUUUUGGAAUACGAAAUCAAAAAUCAGAAGAA
This is a messenger RNA of Lycium ferocissimum, 604 nucleotides long. RefSeq lists its product as uncharacterized. Lineage: Eukaryota; Viridiplantae; Streptophyta; Magnoliopsida; Solanales; Solanaceae. The transcript is spliced from 2 exons. The record is from RefSeq and is a predicted model, not a curated record. Bases 55 to 483 code for a protein of 142 amino acids.